Molecule: messenger RNA, 607 nt
Organism: Carica papaya (papaya)
Lineage: Eukaryota; Viridiplantae; Streptophyta; Magnoliopsida; Brassicales; Caricaceae
Gene: AHP4
Product: HPT phosphotransmitter 4
Biological process (GO): phosphorylation; phosphorelay signal transduction system; cytokinin-activated signaling pathway
Cellular component (GO): nucleus; cytoplasm
Molecular function (GO): protein histidine kinase binding; histidine phosphotransfer kinase activity
Source: RefSeq, a predicted model, not a curated record
CCCAGCUCCCUUCCCUUGUCUUCACCAUUUUUUCUCUCCACCAAAUAUAUAUACACACGCACAUCAAACGUAAAGAAAUCAGAUGCAUAGGCAGGUCGCCCUCUUGAGGCAGUCGCUUUUUGAUCAGGGAUAUCUUGAUGAACAAUUUAUCCAAUUGGAGGAACUCCAGGAUGAUGCAAACCCUAAUUUUGUGGAGGAAGUUGUCACAUUAUACUAUCGUGAUUCAACUAGACUGAUGAAUAAUAUAGAGCAGGCACUAAGGGAAAAGGUUCCUGUUGAUUUUCAUAAGUUGGAUGGUUACAUGCAGCAGUUCAAGGGAAGCAGCACAAGCAUUGGUGCCAAAAAGGUGAAAGCUGAGUGCACACAGUUUAGAGAAUAUUGCAGGGCUGCUAAUGGAGAUGGAUGCUUGAAGAGCUUCCAACAAUUGAAAAAAGAACAUGCAACACUCAGAAAGAAACUUGAAGCAUAUUUUCAGUUGGCAAGACAAGCUGGACCGAAGGAGACUGCUUGUAGGCGCAAAUAGAAAGUAGUGAAAUGAGAAUGGUGCAAUUAACAAUAUAAAAUAGCAAAAGUAAUGGGUGAAUCUACUACUCUAUAUACAUAUAUA